AUGUGGGAUAUACACAAGCCAGCUAGGGAGUUCAAUCGCACGUGGGGGUACAUCGAGAAUUGCCGUGAUAAACUUCGGUUCGAGUCGUACGUUGAGAUUGAAUUAGGGGGGGGGGAGCUAUAUCAAAAAGUUCCCGAUGACCCCGUAAAGCACAUGAGAGGGGUAAAUGAGGAAAACGGAGAAGAAAAUAACAAGGGAUGA
Schizosaccharomyces cryophilus OY26 is the source of this 201-nucleotide messenger RNA. RefSeq lists its product as uncharacterized. NCBI's taxonomy places the organism in Eukaryota, Fungi, Ascomycota, Schizosaccharomycetes, Schizosaccharomycetales, Schizosaccharomycetaceae. The transcript is spliced from 2 exons. The record is from RefSeq and is a predicted model, not a curated record. Bases 1 to 201 code for a protein of 66 amino acids.